This is a messenger RNA of Protopolystoma xenopodis, 642 nucleotides long. The record is from the annotation of a GenBank genome assembly. NCBI's taxonomy places the organism in Eukaryota, Metazoa, Platyhelminthes, Monogenea, Polystomatidea, Polystomatidae.
CAUCGCUCCGCCGCGCCGGUCACUAUCCCAACUGCAAACCUGCAAAUGAGGGUUAAUCAUAAAACUGUCUACCACCUCGUGUCGCCAAGCUUUCUGUCAAUUCUGAGAUGCUCUGUCCAUCAUAUUUUAUUUACGUCCUCCAUUGGGCCAAAGAGCGAAUCACAAAGUUGUCGAGCUCUUUGUCGGCAGACUUUAUCACCAAAUCUGCCCAUAGUUGUCGGCGUGCUUGUCAGCUUCACGACUGACCCAUUCUGUAGUAUCUUGCCCACUUUGCCUGUUUUUUAUUGGCUCGCCAUCUUCACAUCCUCACACUCGACUACACAUCGGGCGCACAUUCGCAGACCAGCUCGUGCAAUCACUUGCCUCGCAGGCCAGAGACAAUCUCAGGAUUACUUCGGUCCCCUUUGUCGCCCACUCAUGCAAACCCCCUCACCUUCUCUCCAUUGUCAAUGCUCCCUUGUCCUUUGUCUCUUGUCCCUCGUCCCUUGUACCAUGUACCAUGUACCUUGCCUCUUUCCCCUCAUAUUUCUUUCGCCAUGCCCUCGAGCCCGUCCAGUCUACCCUCUUCUUACCGGCAUGAAUCAUCACCCUAUUUACGACUACACUUCGACAUGGUCGAUACUAACCUUUUACAUACAGUAA